This is a messenger RNA of Humulus lupulus (European hop), 2566 nucleotides long. RefSeq lists its product as uncharacterized. The transcript is spliced from 2 exons. The record is from RefSeq and is a predicted model, not a curated record. Lineage: Eukaryota; Viridiplantae; Streptophyta; Magnoliopsida; Rosales; Cannabaceae. Bases 483 to 2402 code for a protein of 639 amino acids.
UAAGUUUUUUUCCAUUUUUCUUUAUCUUCACUUCUUUCUUUCCUCCAUUUUCGUUUGGAAUCUAAUUUUGUUCGAAGAAUUUCGAGCUGAGGAGGGGGAUGUCCAUGGCGCUUUCUCGGAUCCGAAGCGUUUCUCGGAGUUUUCUGAAGAUUUUCUUCUCGGGUUAAUGAAGGUUGAUGAUUUUUCAAUUGGGAGCACAAGAAGCUCCAGCGAUCGAUUCACGUCAUUGUUAAUUAUUGUAAUAAAAGGCUUCUAUCCUAGAAACGUAGUCAGAUAUUUAAGAAAGCAAGACCUCUGAAAUUAAGAUGGACAGAUCAGACACAUCGGGCUUUGUUAGUGGUGGAAAUAGCUCAUUAAAAUUUCUUCUACAUGUUAACUUAAUUCUCAUAUGUUGACUUGCUAGAGCAUCUUGUACAAAGAAUCCCGUAGACUCGUAGUUGGCCUUCUUAGAGAUUUAGUGUAUUAUUGUAUUGUAUUGUAAAAUGGAUCUGAACAAGAAAGGUUUCAAUUUUUCUCAUGAUAGCGAAUUCACAAAAAAUGACAACGUUGGUGAUACUGCACUCUGCUUGAAUUUCCCUGGCUUUGGAGGAAGCAACAUAGCCAGGUAUGGCUGUAAUCAAAGGAAUCACGGUGUUAAUCUGUCCAAUGCUCCUGAUGAUGGCUGUAGGUUGGUACUUGGUCUCGGCCCAACACCAAGUGCAUACAGUAAUGAUUAUUACAGUUACACAGUAAAGAGGAGCAAAGGAUUGUCUACUGUACAACCUCAGAAUGUUCCAUCUGAAGCUGAUUCAAUUCUCCAACUCGGUCUAUCUGGUGGGACUAAAGAAGUUUCAAGUAUUUCGGUUUCAUCAGAAACUGAUAUGAAUACACCCUAUUUACCCAACCAAGUAUCUACUGGAAAUAACCAACUCUUGAUUCCAGUUGUUGAUGAGGGUUCUACCUCAGCAAAGAAAUCAGGUGGGUAUAUGCCAUCACUUAUUCUGGCCCCCAGGAUGGAUAGUUACAAGAUUUCAUUCAGCACACAAGAACUUCUGGAGCUCCACAGCACUCCCCAGGCAAGUGAACUGUCUCUUACUGGAGAAUACUCUGUGGGGACUAUCUCUGAGCAGGAAACAACUGGGACAAGCUCAGAUCAACGAUCCAACAACCCUAAAAAAUGCAGAUUUUCAGGCUGUACUAAGGGUGCAAGAGGGGCAUCAGGUCUCUGUAUUGGUCAUGGUGGUGGACAGAGAUGCCAGAAACCUGGUUGCAACAAGGGUGCUGAGAGUCGAACAGCCUAUUGUAAGGCUCAUGGUGGAGGAAAGAGGUGUCAGCACUUGGGCUGUACAAAAAGUGCCGAGGGGAAAACAGAUUAUUGCAUAGCUCAUGGUGGUGGUAAGAGAUGCGGGCAUCCAGCUGGAUGCUCCAAGGCUGCACGGGGAAAGUCGGGGCUUUGCAUUAGACAUGGCGGUGGAAAGAGGUGUAAGAUUGAAGGCUGCACCCGCAGUGCUGAAGGACAGGCAGGUUUAUGCAUCUCUCAUGGAGGAGGACGUCGAUGCCAGUUCCAGGGUUGUAACAAGGGUGCUCAGGGAAGCACUAUGUUUUGCAAGGCGCAUGGUGGUGGUAAGCGUUGCAUAUUUCAAGGCUGCACAAAGGGUGCUGAAGGUAGCACACCUCUUUGUAAAGGACAUGGUGGGGGGAAGCGUUGCCUUUUCGAUGGUGGCGGCAUUUGCCCAAAAAGUGUUCACGGGGGUACAAAUUUCUGUGUUGCUCAUGGUGGUGGGAAGAGAUGUGCUGUGCCAGGCUGCACAAAAAGUGCACGGGGACGCACUGAUUGCUGCGUUAGGCAUGGUGGAGGUAAGCGCUGCAAGUUUGAGAAUUGCGGGAAGAGUGCCCAAGGCAGCACAGACUUCUGCAAGGCUCAUGGUGGGGGAAAGAGGUGUAACUGGGGAGAGGGCAAAUGCGAAAAGUUUGCAAGAGGCAAGAGCGGCUUAUGUGCUGCUCAUAGCAGUAUGGUGCAGGAGCGAGCAUCAUGCAAGGGAGGUCUCAUCGGGCCAAGGCUUUUCCAUGGCCUUGUAUCUGCAGCCUCGACAACAGCCGCGAGUAGCAACAACCAUUCAACUUCAGCAAUCAGUGCUGUCUCUGAUAGCAUCGAUUCACUGGAAAGGCCAACCAAAAGGCAACAACUAAUACCCCCGCAGGUAUUGGUUCCUCUUUCGAUGAAGUCCUCGGUAUCUUAUUCAAACUUUUUGACUGCUGAGAAGGCCGACGAAGGAAGGAACAGGUAUGAUUUAGGUGCUGGUAGUAGUAGUGGUAGUGGGAGGAAAAGUUUGGACUUUGAUAUCCCAGAGGGUAGAGUCCACGGUGGACCUCUCAUGUCAUUGUUUGGUGGUAAUCUAAAUAAUGCAAUUGAUGGGGUUUAAACUGUAAAAUUGUAGAUUUUUUUUGGGACUUGGGGAUUAUUUUGUUGUUGAAAAAUUGUAAUUGUGUAUAAAUUAUGGUUGGUUGUUCAGUGACUCGUAUAUAGUUUCUGUUGAUAGGUUGUGGUUAUUCUAUUAAUGUAAUGUAUUGGAGUCUUGAUUCUUGA